Molecule: messenger RNA, 7175 nt
Organism: Carassius auratus (goldfish)
Lineage: Eukaryota; Metazoa; Chordata; Actinopteri; Cypriniformes; Cyprinidae
Gene: palm2akap2
Product: PALM2 and AKAP2 fusion
Exons: 13
Coding region: 93-3896 (1267 amino acids)
Biological process (GO): regulation of cell shape
Cellular component (GO): membrane
Source: RefSeq, a predicted model, not a curated record
AGGCUAGACAGAGCAGAAGCUGCGCUCUGCAGCAUCCAGCAUCCAUCUGAAAUCUCAGGAAAAGGUGGAGGAGAGCUGUCAUUCCCAAGGUGAUGCUGGUAACAGCGGCAGAAAGGAGACGAGGAAAGGUGGAAAACGAGGAAGAGGCAGAAGACGCAUCCAUGAUGGGCACACCUCUACGGAGGAAAGCCCCGGCGUAUGAGAUGGCUGAAGCUGAACUUCAUAAGGAAAGGCUCCAAGCCCUGGCGGAAAAGCGGAAAAGACAAGCCGAGAUAGAGGACAAAAGAAGACAGCUCGAUGAACUUGUUCUACAACUUCAACAUUUCAAGUCUAAAGCCAUGAGGGAGAGAUGGCUUCUGCAGGGGACACCAGCAGUGCCACAAGAGGGAGAUGAAGGUCUGAGGAAACAGGUCGAGCAAGAUGAACUUCACGUCAAGACACUAGAAGAUACCAUUCACAGAUUGGAAUCAGAAAUCUGUCUUUUGGAGAACGAAGAAUCACAGAUUUCAGCUAAAGAGCGAGUUCUCAGAGAGCGACUGCGGGAAACAGAGAGAUCUAUUGAAGAUCUACAGAAGAGUCUUCAAAAGCAAGAUGGAGAUGCGGUGAAUUACAACUGUUCCCAGAACCUCCCAGAGCUGAACUCCCAGUCUCCCGUCACAGCUUCAGGGGAUCAACAACUGCCAAGAAAAUCUGCAUUAUACGCCAUGGAGAUCAAUGUCGAGAAGGACCGGAAAACAGGUGCCACCAAGAUCCUCUCGGCCUCAGCAGUCAGCCCACAGGACGCUCACCAGAGGGGCGUCAAAGUCUACGACGACGGUCGCAAAGUGAUCUAUGAAGUGCGUUCUGGGGGAUCUACUACACUGGAGAACGGCACGCACCCCUGGAGUCCUGGCGAGGUGAACGAGCUCAUGCAGCAAGUCGGCAAGACCAAACCACGAAGUGACAGCGCAGUGGUCACUGUCACACCGGCUGAGCCCCAACCAAUGGGAGGACAGUUGAGCUCCAUGGAGGCCAAGCAAGAUCAAAAACAAUCUGCUCAGAAAGGCUACGAAGUUGAGGUCAUGGAGACUCCUCAAGCCUCAGCCGACAAACCAGUGACCAUGAUCUUCAUGGGCUACCACAGUGUAGAGGACGAGGAGGAAUCCAAGAAGCUGCUUGGCUUCGAUGGCACCAUCAAAGCCGAGAUCGUCCUCAUCGACGAAGACGAUGAGAAAUCUCUUCGGGAGAAGACCGUCACUGAUAUCUCCAACAUCGACGGCAACGCAGCAGACCUCGUGUCGGGCCGGCCUCUGUCAGAGACCAGCGAACUGUCUUCAGAAGGCAAAGAUGAAAGCUCGACCAAGGAACUGCCACCCACAGGCAGUGAGAAGGCACGUUCAGUGCUGCUGACGCCAGAGAACGGACUGUAUCCUACAGCCACAGCACGACCUGCUCACCCUCUGAAGCCCCCUGUACACUCAGAGGAUGACAGUGAGCUGAAAAGAGAGAGAAGUCUGAAGACUGUGAGCUUUUUCGAUUCUGUAAGUGUGAUAUCCAGUGGUGAGAGCAGUAUGGAGCUUGAAGAUCAGGCCGAGACCCAGCAAAGUUAUGUGAGCAGUGGGCAGAACAUAGUGAGACAUGGAGGAGAAGGGAUGGACAGUGAAGUUGCCAAGGAAAUACUUUACCUUGAUCAGGUCCUUGAGGACAACUGUUGUGAUCCCAGGGUAGAAAUUACUUCAAAUGGGACAAGUUCCCCUGAUAUUAAGUCAGUUAGAGUUCAUGGAACUGGACCAUCUGUGAAUACUUGUGACACAUCUCCCUUACACAACCAGGAUAUUGUUUUAGAAGGGAAAAAACAGACCACUUUUGUUGAUGAUUUCAACACCAAACCAAACGGUCAUGCAAUGGACAGUGCAAGGUCACCUGAAUCACCUAGGACAGCAAUCAAGAAAGAGGCACGUUUUGAGCUCCGACCAUUUCUUGAAGAGAAGAAACCAUCAAAGCUAUUUGACACCACAGCUGAGAAAGAAGUUCAGGUGAAGAAAGUCAGACCCUCGGAGGAGAUUGCAGAGCUAGAGAAGGAAAGGCUGGAACUCAUCCGAGGUCAAGCAGUCAAGAAAAAUCCUGGCAUUGCAGCAAAAUGGUGGAACCCACCUCAGGAUAAGACACUGGAAGAGGAGCUGGAGCCGGACCAACUGGAGUCGCUUCGAAGAUAUGAGGAGAGGAAGCAGAUGAAAACAGAAGCCAACCGCAUACCACAGGCUGCACCCAGACAGACAACUUCCUUUAUCCAACCUGAAAUAGGAAAUAGGGAGGAUGUUGUCAUGGAAGAGAUUGACUUUUCUGCAGCACGCAAGCAAUUUCUGCAGAUGGAACAUAGCAAGCAGCCCACAGCUCCCAAGAGGAACGUGGCACCACAGCUUUACUCUGCCAAACCUUUCUUCAGGACUCCAGAGGUCACACAUGUAGAGAGGCCAUGCGGUUCUGUCACAGUUGCCAAUCAAGAAGGGGUCACAUCACACGAUGGAAGUGAAGUUACUACAGUCAAAGCUGAAAAGAUUUACUGCUGCUCUGGAGAAUCUGCCACACCACCCAAAGAUGGUUUGGCUCAGAACGAAUUGAAAUAUGAUGAAUUUACUUGUGCCCGGGCAGUGAUGACUAUUGUGAAGGAAGAGGACUCUGAUUUGUGUCAACACUCUUUAAACAGCUCCUACCAUACAGAAGAAAUCGACUCUGGGUUAGAUGACCUAUCUCUCCGGUCUCAGGACACAACUGUACUUGAGACGCUCUCCAAUGACUUCAGUAUGGACUACAUAAGUGACAGUGGUGCAUCAAAUGAGACCAUGAGUGCCUAUUUGGAAAACUCUCUUGGGGAAUACUCUUUUCCUUCAACACCAGUGUCCACUACACCAAUCAAUGGAAAGCAUGAAAGUGGGAUCAAAUCUCCAAGUGAACAGAGUGGGUCUUAUCAGGCAUAUGGCUUGACAGAAGAGGAGCUGGAAUACCAUGCUGGGAUUCUUGUCCAAAACGCUAUCCAGCAAGCCAUUGCUCAGCAGAAUGACGAAUGGGAGCCUCUUCAGGCCACACAACAUUCGUCCCCCAUUCUCGAGAGACAUGUGGAAAUUACUGAACCACAAUCCCAACCCCUGGUGGAAAGAUCUGCCGUCACGCCACCUCCCAAAGUGCCAUCCCCCCUAGAGGAGAAGAAAGCAAUUGCUCCUCGGAUAACUGUAGUUCAAGCUGCCCCAGUUAUCCCAGUGAACACUUACAAACCUCCCAGUCCUUCUCCUCCACCAAGUGAGAAACCAGAAUUCAGCUAUUUCAGUAAGUACUCUGAAGCAGCAGAGCUCAGGAGCACCGCAGCUGUCACUCGUGCUCAGGAAACGGAGGUCACCUCAGGACCGUUCAAGCUGCGCUCACGCAAACAGAGAACCCUGUCCAUGAUCGAAGAGGAGAUUCGGGCGGCCCAAGAGCGCGAGGAAGAGUUGAAGAGACAACGACAGGCACAAACAUUGCACCUUCCCCGUACACAGAAGCUGAAGACCAGCACCCAGCCAAACAAGCUGGUCCUUGCGGGGAAGACAGCACCAGGUAAGAUAGAGAAGGUUCGUCCAGUUCCUCCAGCAUCGCCGUGCUCUUCAGAUGGAGCUCUGCCCUCGCCGCUGUCUGAUCUGGGCAGUGAUGAUUCUGGAGGACAGCGACCCAAGAACUUCAUGCAGACUUUGAUGGAGGACUUCGAGACACACAAGGUCAAGCGCCGAGAGAUAUCUGAGGACAACAGUUAUGUCCGCUCAGUUACAACUGAGGUUCUGGAGGCAACACGUGUCACUCGCAGAAAAAGUAACAUGGCCCUCCGGUGGGAGGCGGGAAUCUACACCAACCAGGAAGAGGCUGAGGAAGAGGAAGAGGAAGAGUAAACCAAACUUUCUCUGUACAAGAAGGAGAAAGGGAGGGGAAAUAUGCAGCAGGACAAACACAAGUAUUUAUUGGGAAUCCAAACCCCAGCCGCAAUUCACACCUCUCUGAAGAUUUGUUUCUGGAGCCUAUGAAAAAAAUAAAAAAAAACCUUCUCUUGACACUGAAAGACUAGAGAUAUUAUACCGCUUCUCAUUUUCACUACCAACUUAUUGCUUUUUCUUUUGUGCUGAUACGUUUUGAGAAAGUGGAAUAUGCAAAGAAGAGCAUUUGGGAUUUUUGGCAUUAAUAAGUGUGAAGAUAAUACUGUAUUUGGACUUCACAUACAUAGAGUUAUCAUUGUGUGGCUAAGGACUUUGUUAAAAGAAUGGUAAAUAUGGGAUAAUAUUCUAUUAUUAGUAGAAGGACCUUGGAUAUAGAUGAUAGCAUGAUGACGUCUGAUUUCUAGUUAGAUUCUUGACACUUGGACUUUGAAAUGUUAAUCAGGAUUGGUGCCAUGUCUAUGAGUUCAGCUAUGAGCCCAUUUAGAAAGCAGAACUACACAAAUUUGUCUUUCAAUGUCCAAAAGGGCAAAAUACUUUCUUUUUUUUUUUCUGUUAAUCACAUCAUCACAUGAUCAGCCUGUAAGGAUAACCACUCGUUUUCCCAGUUUUGCCAUACAGUUAGUUCAUAGAGAAGCUUUAAUGAGGAGGACAAAUGAAAGAAACAUUCACACCACUGACAGAUGUUGUGAGGUUCGUAAAGGCAGACAGACUGAUAAUACAAUAAAUCCAUGCAGAAGAGGAAGAAGCAUGGUUUGUGUAGGCAGCAGCUGCUUUCUCCUCUAAUAAAAGAUGAGAAGUGUGUGUGAAAUAUAAGUUGAUGCACAUGUGUUUGGAUUGAAGUUUAAUGUAAUGCAGAACAUUUAAUGGCUGAUGUAGAUUAUUUGGGAAUGUUUGUGUUAUGUGUAGGAGAGCAAAAAUGAAGGAAAGGACAAAGUAUUCACGGAAUUGCAUGAUUUUUUCAUUAAUAUUAAUUUAAGAGCGUGAACAUUUCUCUUUCUUUACGUUGGCAUUUUUUUAGCCUUUACAAACAGAAAGUGUUAAUGCAAUGCCAUUAUUUAACAUGGUUUCAAACGCUUUAUUGAUACAUAUGUACACAUGAAUGUCUGAAAUGUUGGAAAUUUGUAUUCUUCGUUCACAUUUUUACAAAUUUGGCAAUAUAAAACAACAAUCUAUUCAGGACACUGACAUCAGUGAAGGACGUGCUGCGUAAAAGAGAAAAAGUGAACAAAUAAAUGGACAGAUCUUCUUCUAUAUUUAAUCUUUGACUUCUAAUCUUGCCUUUGGUCUUUGGUAGCAUUUUUCAAGCCACAGACGAAGACAAUCUCACAAGCUUCUUUCAACAAUGUGGCUUUAUUGUUGUUGUUUUUUUUGUACCCUCCACAUAUAAUAUAUAUAUUAUACAAAAGUAUUUAAGGGACCGCUGUCCUUUUAUGUGUAUACAUGAAGUGUUUGUAGUGUCUGGAUUAGAGUGGCAUAUAUUGCAUAGGUUCUUAAACUGCAGGCAAAAAAAUAAAAAAUAAAUAAAAUUAGAGUUAGGCAUUGUAAUAAUGUCUAAAGUUACACCUACAGAACUAUAAAUGUUCUUGCAGAAGGUGAAUAGUGUUGAUUUGUGUUGAUGCUUGACGUGACAUUGCGUAACGACCAUCAGUUUUAUUCAGAGCAGGAUAUCGGAUUUUUACUUGGAUUCUUUGAUGUGAGAUGAUUAUUGUUGGUGAGCAAAAAAUAAUAAUUUUAUAAGGGGAAAUAUUUUUAUUCGAGCAGUGAGAUAUAGAGCAGUAUUCCUAUAAAUUGAAAAUAGUUUUGGAAAAAUGACUGUGUUUAGUACUAUAACAGCACAUUUAUUCAUAUAUAUAUAUAUAUAUACAGUGUUGGGUGUAUUUAAGGACAAGUAUGCCAUACUAUAUGCAUUUACACAGUUUUUCAUUAGGUGCUAUCAGCAACAUUACUAGCACCAAGUAGGUAAAGUAUUGACUGUGAUGCUGACGGGGUUUUGCAUCAUGAAAUGUGCAGCAUUCAAAUGAAAUGAAAAGCCAGCAUUAGCUUUCCUAAAAAGAUGACAUGCUUUUGUACUAUACUAGACAAAAAUGGUUGUUUUUAACUCAUAAAGCUAACUUAUAUGAAAUAAGCCAAUGUUCAGAUCUAUGAUAUAGUAAGAUUCCUAUGGCAAAGGAUGGUGGCCAAAUAGCUUUUAAUGUACACUACCAGAGGAAAAAGGAACUAUUCGAAAUUGAGCAAUAUUGCAGCUGUUGACGUGUAAAAGCAUUAUAGCAAAAGCAUGAGCUUUUGAGGUUAUUUGGGAACAGCGGACAAGAACUGCGAGCACUUUAGCAUCAUUUUGCUGCAAUGUCGAUUCCAAACAGGUUCAUUGUCUAUUGUCAAUAGUGUAUGAAGCACAACAAAGCAGCAUUGUUGGUCAACAACGGCAAAUUUAUGUUUCUAAAAUUUUAAAUGGUAAUUUCUUUCGCCCCCAAACGAAAUUCUUAAUUAUUUAAAUGACUGCAUUUUGCACGUGAAAAUUCUCAAACUGUCAAUGCAAACGAACCUUUACUGUUGCGAUAUGUCAUGGCGAAUGUACACUUAUUUACAUAGGAAAACGUGGGAUUGAGGUUUUCGUGUGAGGGCGAAAAAUGUUUUUGCUCGUGUUCAGAGCAUUGACCAACAGAAAGCUGAAGGUUUGAAGGAGACUUCUGCACACUACUGACAAAAGAGCUUUUUGUUUGCGAAAUUUCAAUGUGAUUGCAAAAGUUUUUACCUAGAAACAUAGUUAGACUUGUAGUCGAGGAUUUUCCUUGCCAGUAUCCUGUGUGCAUGACAGCUACUGCAUCCGUUGCAAUAGCAUUUGAGUUUCAUUGUCAGUUUCACAGAAGACAGCUUUUCAAAGAAUAAAAACAAAUAUUGCCCUUAAUGAAAUCACAAGUAUUGCUUUUUGAGUUUGAACUUUGUUUUUUAGGUGUCACUUUAAAAAUGUUGGGUGUUUUGCUCUUGUUGUUUAAAUUUCAAAUCUAUUUGCAAAUGCUUCCUUAAAAGGUUUAAUAGGUGUUCUAUUUCCCUUUGGGAGGAACCAGAGGAAUAUUGAUAUGGUGUAAUAUUUCAAUCAUGCUUUCGAAAGCCCUCUUUUGACAUGUUAACCACUUAUUGUAUGUUAAUAUUCUGCUUAUAUUGUUUUAUAGUAAUUGUAAGUCUCACUCAUACACAAUAUAAUUAUUUUCUCAUUAAAAAGAAAAUGUGUAAAACGUC